CCUCCAGGUUCGAGGCGGCAGGCGAGGGCCAGCCUCACACCAGGCGCUCCGAGGCAGCGCAUCUUUCAGCAGCGCCUGCCUUCCUCGCCCUUCGGCUCUCGCAGGUGCCAGGGCGGUGGCAGUGUGACGGUCCUCCUUUUCACACUCCUGGCUCAUUUGCGGGUCUGUCAACACAACCAGAGACUGUAGCAUCCCUGAGAGGAGCUAUGAGGAGCCCCGCGGAGCCACUGAGCGCACUUGGCCGCUGGUACCUGUAUGCGCUGCAUGGCUACCUGGCGGAGAUGCUGUUCACGGCCGCAUGGGACUUCGCGCUGGACCGGGACUGGCGCCUCCGCGGGGGGAGCAGCCUGUGGGCGCCCCUCAUCUACGGCACCUGCGGGCUGGCCCUGGAGCGCCUCUACCUGCUCCUGCGGGACUACUACCACCUGCCCACCCGUGCCGCCCUCUACACCGCCGUCAUCUACCUGUGGGAGUUCACCACAGGCUACCUGUUGCGCCGGGCGGGUGCCUGUCCCUGGGACUAUGGCCACUUCCGCUACAACCUGCUGGGGCUGGUCACGCUGGAGUACGGGGGCUUCUGGUACCUGGGCUCCAUCCUGCUGGAGACCCUCGUUAUCCGUAACGUGCUCCGGCUCCGGGUGGAGGGCGCGGGGAAGCCUCGCUGGGCCCAACCUGCCUUUGCCCGCCAAGAGGACUGAGAUGGGGAGGGGGGAGGGAAGGACAGCCUCCCCUUUCUUCCCGGAAGACCCACCCCCUGUUCCUGCCCAGUAGACCCCCUCUCCCCCCCCAUUUUUGCCUUGGAGACCCUCCCUGCUUCUGUCUGGGAGACCCACCUGUUUCUUCCCAGAAGACCUACGUCCUCUUCCUACCCAGGAAACAACCCCCCAUUCCUGCCCAAGAAGCACACCACCCCCCAGCCUUCCCCCCCUUCAUGAAACAUGAGAAAGGCGCCUGGUUUUGAGUGACAAGCCCUGGCCUUGGUCAAGGAAGGCAGAAGCUGCAAAGCAAGUGACCUCUUGGACCACACACACCCUUUCUUUCCUGCCUGGGGCACACAGGUAGUCCUCAACUUACGACUCCAACUUAACCCAAAAUUUCCAUUGCUAAGCAAAGUAGUUAAGUGAGCUUUGCCCCAUUUUACCACCUUUCCUGCCACAGUUGUUAAGCGAAUCACUGCAUUUGUUAAGCGAGUAACACGGUUGUUAAGUGAACUUGACUUCCUCACUGCUUAUCAGGGGGCUGCAAAAGAGGAUCACGUGACCCCCUGGGACACAGCAACCGUCAUAAAUAGGAGCCAGUUGCCAAGGGUCUGAAUUUUGAUUCGGUGACCAUGAAUGGAGGCUGCAAUGGUCCUAAAUUGGAAAAAUGAUAAAUCACUUUUUUCAGUGCUGUUAUAACUUUGAAGGUCACUCAAUUAACGGUUAUAAGUCAGAGUGCAGAAGGACAGCUUCUGCACUCUACCUUACCUGUACAGGUGAUCCUGGUUUCCAACUCAGCUCAGUGGGAAAAGAGCUUGUAAUGGACAGUGGUCAAUCUCUGGUGUGGUUCUCUCUUAGAACUAAGCCAGGGAAUAAAACCACCAUUGGUUGGGUUUGUCCAGAGCUGGACAACUUGAAACACCAGUGCAGGAUUGGCCCUUAAAACAUUCAAAACUUUGUUGACUGGAUUGUAAUCUUCAAAAAGAAAAAGCCAUGAAUUCCACAAAGUGGAGUAACCCCAAAGACAUGUAUUGACUUCUAAUUAAAGGGACAUUAAUUGAAA
Crotalus tigris (Tiger rattlesnake) is the source of this 1761-nucleotide messenger RNA. RefSeq names its product transmembrane protein 229b-like. Bases 207 to 698 code for a protein of 163 amino acids. The record is from RefSeq and is a predicted model, not a curated record. Lineage: Eukaryota; Metazoa; Chordata; Lepidosauria; Squamata; Viperidae. The transcript has 3 exons.